UCUCGCUUUAUCAGUCCUCAGGAUGGGCAAGUUGGAGGGAUUGAGGACGCUGCGCCGCCAACAAGAAUAAUUCACUCGUUUUCGGAGAGACGAUACGACUAGCGGAUAUAUUGGUUCCACCAUGCAAUACGUUCGCCUGGGUCGAUAAUUUACGCUAUUUUUUAGGAGGAGUUUGCCUUUAUUACAUGUGAAGUUCAAUGCUGGAAUAUAAUUUUUAAUACCGGGAGUGUUUUCUUUUGUUUGGAGCGUUUUUGUGUGUGAAGAACCUGCAGACCAACUUUUGGAACAAAUUACGCAUACGCAGAGGAUCGUGUGUUACAUGUAGAGUGAAAGUUUCGCUCUGCGCUCUGUUGGGUCAUUAUUGUAUUACAUUUUUGUAUGUUUUCUGCUUUGCUAACUAUAUUCAAGAACAAAAUAGGUUUAAAGUCCUGGACUGCAGGAGAAAUGGCCAGCGAACUGAAACCACGGCUUUGUAUCAUGACAAAGAGUGAGAACGGGUAUGGGUUUCACUUGCACGGUGAGAAGGGGAAGAACGGCCAGUUCAUUCGCAAAGUUGAGCCCGCGUCGUCAGCCGAAGCUUCGGGGCUGCGCCCGGGGGACCGUGUCAUUGAGGUGAACGGGGGAAAUGUGGAGAAAGAUACGCACCAUCAAGUGGUGCAGAGGAUCAAGGCUGUGGAGCAUGAGACCAGGCUGCUGGUGGUAGACCGGGAGACGGACGAGUACCUCCGCAGCCUGCGCCUCGUCUGCACCGAGGAGAUGGCUGUCCGUCCUGGGGGACCCACCUCUGUGUCCCCUGCCUCACCACCCCCUCCUCGCCCCCGGCCUCCUCGCCCACCGCCAAGAGAGAACGGCUCCGUGUCCAAGCUGCCCACUACCGUGACCAGAGAGGUACCCAAGCCCACGCGAAGGUCUCCGUCGCGGGCCGCCAAGAAGGAACACAUCGACAACAGCCAACAUACCCAUGCAGAGCAAGGGGACUCCAAGUCUCAGGUGGGACGUUGGAUGCGCACUGUGUUAAGAAGCAGUGCGGCUUGGUUGGGUUGUGUAUCGGAGGACGCAUGA
Oncorhynchus masou masou (cherry salmon) is the source of this 1062-nucleotide messenger RNA. RefSeq names its product Na(+)/H(+) exchange regulatory cofactor NHE-RF2-like. Gene Ontology annotation, cellular component: apical plasma membrane. The record is from RefSeq and is a predicted model, not a curated record. Gene Ontology annotation, biological process: protein localization to plasma membrane. The transcript has 3 exons. Gene Ontology annotation, molecular function: protein-membrane adaptor activity; signaling receptor binding. NCBI's taxonomy places the organism in Eukaryota, Metazoa, Chordata, Actinopteri, Salmoniformes, Salmonidae. The coding region runs from base 379 to 1062 and encodes 227 amino acids.